This is a messenger RNA of Lachancea sp. 'fantastica', 261 nucleotides long. The record is from the annotation of a GenBank genome assembly. NCBI's taxonomy places the organism in Eukaryota, Fungi, Ascomycota, Saccharomycetes, Saccharomycetales, Saccharomycetaceae.
AUGACUAGAACUAAUAAGUGGACAAUUCACGAAGACAAAGCAGACUCACACUAUUUCACCCACAAUGGCCACUUUGGAGCAGCACCUAAUGGUGUCAAGAAGCACGGGUCCGGCAAGGGCAACUGGGGAAAGCCCGGUGACGAAAUUCAAGAUCUCAUUGAAACGGGCGAAAUUCCACCAGUUUUCCAUAAACAAAGACGUGGAUCUAACGUCCAGGACCAUGAACGCAAGCUAGGCGAGGUUCAACAAUUUCAUGAAUGA